Molecule: messenger RNA, 2283 nt
Organism: Solanum dulcamara
Lineage: Eukaryota; Viridiplantae; Streptophyta; Magnoliopsida; Solanales; Solanaceae
Product: probable disease resistance protein RXW24L
Exons: 1
Coding region: 41-1846 (601 amino acids)
Biological process (GO): defense response to other organism
Source: RefSeq, a predicted model, not a curated record
UUUAGAUAUAUUUUGAUAGCAAAGCAAAGCGUUGACAAGGAUGUCGGAGAUAGUUCUCCGGUCGGCCGUUGAAAGGCUUCGGAGUUUACAGUUAGAUGAAACGGCGCCAUUGAAUGAAUCUGCUAAAGGAUAUUUGAAAGUCAUACUAACAAAGCUACAAUCAAUGUAUGUUUUAUUGAAAGGAAAAAACAGAGUAAAUGAAAUUGAAAAGAGAGUGAGACAAAUUGAACAGCUCAAUUAUCAAAUCGAAGACGAGAUCGAAUCGUCAAAGAGAUGGGAAUGGGAAGAAACUAAUUUUCUCAAAAUGCUUUGGAUAAUGAAACGUCUUAGUUUCAGUAUCCAGAAGAUCAAAUCAAAGAUGGAGACUAUCAUAAAACAAAUCGAAGAUAUAGCUAUUGAGACGGGAAACAGGAGCCCUGCUCCUCUUUCGCAGCAGUUACCAGACCAUUUGCAACCAUGCUUUAUUUACUUAGGUCAUUUCCUGGAAGAUCAAUCCAUAGAUCCAGAAAAGUUGUCCCAUUUAUGGAUCAUUGAAGGGUUAUUAUGGAGAGGACAACGUGCUAAUGAGGAGAGCAUGAAUGACAUGAUAGAGCGAUAUCUGAUAGAUCUAGCUCGUGAAGGUAUGGUAGAGUUGCAAGAAGAGGAAGUUCCCGCCACCAAGAAAUUCAAGGCUUGCCGUUUUGUUCAAGGUAUGAAAAACCUUUGUAUCUCUAAUUGUGAAGAAAAAUGUUUUCUCAAAAUCAUAGAUUUAAGACAAGAGGACUGUUCUCUCUCAUCUACGAGUGAUGGACCAUAUCGACUCGUGAUAUAUCUAGGUAACCAUAAUGUUGAUAUUCCUACUAAACUUGCUAAAACUAUCCGUAGUCUUCGAGUGGCUCUUCAUAGAAACCAGCAUGAAUUGGUCGCCCCUACUAAAAUGUUAACCUAUAAAGAUUUCAAACUACUCAGAGUUGUUGAUUUCGAUGGGAUUAACUUUCCAAGACCGAAACUAGUUGAGGAUAUUUUCAAUCUUGAGUUCUUGAGGUAUCUGAGCUUCAAAGGGUGUGUCCUAGAGGAGUUGCCAUCAUCUAUUAGCAAGUUGUCCAACUUGCAAGUACUUGAUUUGAGAGUGGAAGGAGUAGGCGAAAUAAAGAUCACAAACGUUCUAUGGAAGAUGAGAAGGCUGAACCAUUUAUACCUUCCACUAAAAUUUGCAACUCAAAAUGGUGAAAAGUUGCAACUCUAUAGCUUGACAGAACUUAAAACCUUGGUGAACUUCAACACAAGGUUGUGUAGAGCUAAUGAUGUCUUGACACUUAAUAAACUACGGUACUUGGAAGCAAAAGUUGAAGAGAAUUUCUCCGACUUUGAAUCAAUCACUAGUUACAUGACAACUAGUACUUCAAACAAGUGCCCACUACAAUGCUGCAUUGAUGUCAUAGAUUUGGAUUGCUAUGCAGAGGAAAUGAAUACUGUUCUACUAGAAUUCUUUAGGUGUAAAGUACUUCGAACCUUGAAAUUCAAAGGACAUAUUGGCCACCUACCACCGUGUGAUAACAUCUCCCAGAAUCUCUCUCAGUUAGUUCUUAAUAAGUCUUGUCUUGGAGUAGAUCCCAUGCCAAUCUUGGAGAAGCUUCCUAGUUUAGGGAUUCUUAUCCUCUCUGAUAAUGCUUAUAUGGGGAAGAAAAUGGUGUGUUCUGCUAAAGGUUUCCCUCAGCUGAAAUGUUUACGACUCCUGAAUUUGUCUGAGCUGAAGAGAGUCGAGGUGGACAAUACAGCCAUGCCUAUUCUUUCCAAUGUAGAAAUCAAUAACUGCCAGCAACUUGAUAUCAACAACAUUCCCAUGCGUCUACGCAGUGCUGCUUGAAAAAAAAAAAAGAUCCUGAAACAAUGUUUUCUAGUCCUAUUCUUCUCUUUAUUUGGCAUUUCCAUUGUAAUGUUGCUUCUUUUUCAUACAAUUGUUAUGUUGCUUGAGACAAUAUGUUUUUGGGGGUUCGAUUUAUCAAAGUUUGAACAUUUAAGUAGUCAUUUUUUAGCACAUUCAUUUGAAAGAAAUGCAAUAUCCAGGAGUAGGUGAACCCAAGUUAAUCUCUGAUAUUGAUGCAGUCAUGUAUGAAUAUCAACUUUGCAGAAAUUGUUAUCGUCUUUGUAGUUGGGAUCACCUUGUAUUGUAAUUGGAAACUCAAUCGCAAUAAACCAAUAGAAUUUUUUCAAUUCGAUUUUUGCACACCCAUACGGACUGCGUUGGCCCCCAAAUUUGGUAAAGACAGGCCUCACAAAUCCUUUUUAUCCAACUCAAGUCGA